Messenger RNA from Lactuca saligna, 2937 nucleotides. NCBI's taxonomy places the organism in Eukaryota, Viridiplantae, Streptophyta, Magnoliopsida, Asterales, Asteraceae. The record is from the annotation of a GenBank genome assembly.
AUGAAUCAAGAAACCAAAAACCUCACAAUCAAAAUAUCAAAUUCGACCCAGAAACCAAGAAAAGAGAUCGUGACCAACAUUGUUUCGAUUUCAUCAUCUCCAUAUAACUCACCAUCGUUAAUCUCGCCGCCCUCCUCCGCCUUUGUUUCCGCCCUUCAAUCUCCUUACAUAUCUCCCAGAGCCACCAGAGAAGACCUGAAUCACCCUCACGAAACCGAAACAACCAACAACGGCGGCUCCACCGCCACCACCACACCGUCGACAUUCACUCACCCCUCUACUCCCGUAUCCUAUUGUGGCUCCGGGAACGAUGAUAUUCCCAGCACCUCCUACACUCCCCCAUCGGAAAGAUACGAUUUUUCAGACGACACCAAGCUCAAAAUCGUCAACUGUGUUCCUGUUCAUCUUCCUUCUUCAGAUGUUAAUAUGAAUCCGACAACCACAACGGCGCCACGUGUCUCGUUUUCGUUUCCCGUUCCUCGGAUUUCGUUCGCGAAAGGGUCUGUUUCCCCGGCGAAUGCAAAACUGAGGAGUUGCGAUGUUUACAUUGGAUACCAUGGUCAAGGUCAAAAUCCGAACUUGGUAAGGUUUUGUAAAUGGUUGAAAUCGGAGCUCGAGGUUCAAGGUAUCGCGUGUUUCGUUGCCGACAGAGCAAAAUACGCCGAUUCUCAGAGUCACGAGAUCGCCGACAGAGUAAUUUGUUCAGUCACGUUCGGGAUUGUCGUCGUCACCAAAGAUAGUCUCUCGAGUUAUCUCAGUCUCGAAGAGAUUAGAUUCUUCGCUCAGAAAAAGAAUUUGAUCCCGUUGUUCUUCGACUUUGACACAAACGAAGUCUCAAACGUUCUCACGAGUUCCGAUAGUAAAGAAUGCAAAGACGCCAUUGAUGGGUUGAUGAAGUCGCACGAGUUUAAGCUCGAAGCUAACGAAGGUAACUGGAGAUACUGUGUAUCAAGAACUGCCGGGAUCUUGAAGGGGAAACUCGGGAGGAUGAGUGUCGCUGAAAAAGAAAUAGAAAACAGCGAUGAAAUGCCGUACCCUAAGAACAGAUUCUUCGUCGGAAGAGAAAAGGAGAUAACAGAGAUCGAAACUGCUUUUUUUGGAUGCACUGAUGAAAACGAAACCAACACACACGUUAGAACACCUGGAACAUCAGAAGGGCUUGCGGAUGAGGAAAGUGAAAUCGAUCGGAGGUUUAUAAAUUUGGAAGUCGGAAAGUGUAAAGAACCGAAAUUAGAAGCAUGGGUGGAACCUGUAAUCGGGAGAAAUUCCUUGAAGAGACCUAAAUACAAAAAAACAAAAAGCGGGAAGUACAAAAGCUUCGGAAGCAGCAUUGUGUGCAUCAAUGGCGAACCUGGAAUUGGGAAAACGGAGGUAGCAUUGGAGUUUGCUCACAGAUAUUCUCAAAGAUACAAGAUGGUUUUGUGGGUCGGUGGGGAAGCUCGUUAUUUCCGACAGAAUAUUCUAAAUUUAUCGUUAAAUCUAGGGUUAGAUGUUAGCGCAGACGAAGAGAAAGAAAGAGGAAGGAUUAGAAGCUUUGAUGAACAAGAAACAGAAGCUUUCAAGAGGGUAAAACGGGAAUUAUUUCGCGAUAUGCCAUAUUUGUUAAUCAUCGAUAAUCUUGAAACAGAAAAAGAUUGGUGGGAAGGGAAAGACUUACAUGACUUGAUACCAAGAAACACAGGUGGCUCCCACGUCAUCAUCACAACCCGGCUUCCAAAAGUAAUGACCUUUGACCCGAUCCAACUUCAACCCCUGCCAGUAAAAGACGCAAUGUUGUUGAUGAAAGGAAGAAGGAGAAAAGAAUACCCGGGUCAAGAAGUUGAAAUUUUGGGUAAAUUUGAUGAGAAAUUGGGUCGGUCAAGCUUCGGGUUAUGGGUAAUCGGGUCGUUGCUUUCUGAACUUGCAAUCUUACCCUCGACCCUGUUUGAAGCCAUAAAUCAUAUCCGUUUAGACGAAAAUGAGAUAAACUCAUCUCAUUUUGAAGAAGUAUUUUGGGGAAACAAUAAGUUUUUACUCAAAGUCUUGAUUUUUUGCAUUACAAUUUUACAUGAAGCUAAAGGGAGUACAAAUGUUCUUGCUUCAAAGAUGCUUCUAGUCGGGGCAUGGGUCGCCCCGUUACCCGUUUCAUCAAAUCUACUUGCUUCAAGUGCAAAUAACAUCACAGCCUCCACCAAUAGAUUCAAGAAAUGGGUCAAAUGUGCAAACAUGACUUUCUUUUGUUGUUCGGGUUUUCUCGAAAGUCAAACUUCAAAAAGCGAAGAAGAUUCAGCUCUUGUGUUGGUCAAACUUGGUCUUGCCAGAAGAGCAAAUCAAAAGCAUGGAUGUUGUAUUCAUUUUCACCCGAUAACUCAAACAUUCGCGAAACUAAAAGGGAGUUUACUCACAGCAAAAGCAACGAUUCAUGGCAUUAGAAAAACAGGAAACCCGGUUUUCAACUCGGAUCAUCUUUGGGCUUCUGCUUUUUUGGUAUUCGGUUUCAAAUCCGAGCCACCAUUGGUCCAAUUAAAAGCCCAUGACAUGGUUCUUUUCAUCAAGAAAACAGCUCUCCCUUUAGCUAUAAGGGCGUUUACGACAUUUUCCAGGUGUAAUUCAGCUUUGGAGUUGCUAAAAGUGUGUACAAAUGUGCUUGAAGAAGUUGAGAAAUCGUUUGUGUCACAGAUACAAGAUUGGUGCCAUGGAUCUCUUUGUUGGAAGAAGAAGAUGAACUCGCAUCAAAGAAUUGAUGAAUAUGUUUGGCAAGAUGUGACACUUUUGAAAGCUACUUUAUUGGAGACAAGAGCCAAAUUGUUGUUGAGAGGUGGGUGUUUUGACAAUGGUGAAGAGCUUUGCAGGACUUGUAUUAGUAUUAGAACAGUGAUGCUUGGCCAUAAUCAUGCUCAAACUUUAGCUGCUCAAGAAACACUGGCAAAAUUAGUUAGGAUGAGGAGUAAGAUAUGA